GAUCCUGAAUCCUGGGCCACGAAAUGGGCGGGGCUAGAGGGCGAAUGAGAUUGAGCUGACCCAGAAAGUCACCUCCGGCAGCGCAUGCGCCGGCAGUCCCCUCCCAUCUGGAAGGUGUGUUGGCGUUGCUGUGGUAACCGCUGUAAACGGAGAACUGGGACUGAUGCUGUGACUGCGAAAGCCAAAAGCCGAGCGCCCGUGGAGUACCUUAGAGAAAAUGAAGGAACCAGAUGAUCAGGAUGCUGAUGGGGAGAAAUCAGAUAGAUCCAAGAGUGACAGAAGGCAGUCUCAUUCCUCUAGAUCUCCAUCAGGAACUGCUAUGAAAGAGGAUCACAAGUCUAUUGACAAUACCAUAGGCGAAGGAUUUACUGAAGGGGAAGAAUCAUAUAUAGAGGAUGAUGAAUCAUAUGUGGAAGGAAGUUCAAGUUCACUUCAAGAUGACUAUGCAGAAAGCCUUGAAGAAUCUCGGUAUAUGGAAACUCCUGCCCCAGAUGCAGAAGAGGCAGAGGAAGAAGUUAAGAGGAAAAUAUCAGAAAGCUUCUUCUACGAUUACAUGGAGCUUGUCUCAAUGCCUUUUGUGACUCCAGAUUCAAACAUACCGCUGGAUCUUCUUACACUUGUACAUUCCUUUGGUUAUGACUCCAGAAAGCGGGCCAACCUGAAACUUCUGGAAAGCAGUAUCGUGAUGUACAUAGCUGGGAACCAGUUGAUUUUUCUGAAUCUGAAAACCAAAGAACAGAGCUACUUGCGAAGUAGCAGUGGAAUCGGAAUUGGUGUCACUGGGGUUCACCCUGAUAAAACUUAUUUCACGGUAGCAGAAAAAGGAGUUUUCCCAAAGAUAAUCAUUUAUGAAUAUCCUUCAAUGAGGCCCUAUAGAAUCCUUCAAGAUGGAACUGAUCUGGCCUAUGCGUACGUGGACUUUAACUUCGAUGGUACCCUGCUGGCUUCUGUCGGUGGCAGCCCUGAUUACACCCUGACCAUCUGGAACUGGAAAGAAGAGAAGCCUAUACUGAGGACAAAAGCUUUCUCCCAGGAAGUUUUUAAGGUUACUUUCAAUCCUGAAGAUGAUGAGCAGCUCACUACCGCGGGAUCAGGCCACAUCAAGUUCUGGCAAAUGGCUCUAACAUUCACUGGCCUCAAACUUCAGGGUUCACUGGGUCGAUUUGGCAAAACAGCUACUACUGAUAUAGAAGGUUACAUGGAGCUCCCAGAUGGGAAGGUGCUUUCAGGGUCAGAAUGGGGCAACAUGCUGGUUUGGGAAGGAGGCCACAUCAAAGUGGAGCUGAGUCGAGCUGCAGGCAAGCCUUGUCACCAGGGUCCCAUUAACCAGAUAAUGCUGGACGAGGGCGAAGUCAUCACCAUUGGGUCAGAUGGAUGUGUUAGGAUAUGGGAUUUUGAGACUAUAGACACUGCUGAUGUUAUAGAUGAGACUGGAUUACUAGAGAUUGAACCCAUUAAUGAACUUCAAGUAGAUAAGAAUGUCAGACUCUUCUCUAUGAUAAAAAUGAAUGAAGUUGGAAAUAACUUUUGGUUGGCUCAGGAUUCCAAUGGAGCCAUAUGGAAGCUUGACCUUAGCUUUUCAAACAUUACCCAAGACCCAGAAUGCCUGUUCUCCUUCCAUUCUGGAGCCAUUGAAGCUUUGGCCGUCUCUCCUGUCACUUACCUCAUGGCCACUACCGGCUUGGACUGCUCUAUUAGAUGCUAUGACUUUGCUGGCAAAACUCCUUUGCUUCAGAUGAAAUUCAAGCAAGGAGGUACUGCCCUUGCUUGGGUACCACGGCUGAUAAGCUAUGGUGGAGCACAGAUUACUGCAGGAUUUGAAGAUGGCGUUGUUCGAAUUCUUGAACUUUAUGAUCCAAAAGGGCUCACGGUUUUUGUGGGACGGAAGAAAGUUUUGGAUGCAGAUAUUCGUUUGAAACAGGUUUUCAAACCUCAUACUGCUGCUGUCACUGCUUUAGCUUAUGAUCGUGAUGGAGAAGUUCUAGCCACAGGGAGUAAAGAUAAAACUGUCUUCUUUUUUGAAGUGGAAAGGGGCUAUAAGCCUAUUGGUUAUAUUACUACUCCUGGACCUGUUUGCCAGUUAACAUGGUCUUCAAGCUCUCAUCCUGAAAGUACUUUGCUGAUUAUUUGCGAGGAUGGCUAUGUUCUUGAAGCUCCGUUUCCAGCUAUAAAGGAGGACAAGGAGGACCGUGAUGUAGUUUCCUAUGAAAUCAAAGACAUGUGUUUAAAAUAUUUCCAUUUCACAAGUGUCAAAUCUAAGAUUCUGAGAUUAAUAGAAAUUGAAAGGAGAAAGAAACAAAAGGAGCUGAAGGAGAAAGAAAAGCAAGAAAGAAGGAAAAGGCUAGAAACAGAGAUGGGCGAAGAUGCGGAAGAGGAACUCCAGGAAGAAGAGGAGGAGGAGGAAGAGGAGCCCUUACCCGAAAUCUUUGUUCCUUCAACCCCCUGUCACAUCCUCUGUGGAUUUUACUCUGAGCCAGGAAAGUUCUGGGUUUCUUUGGGUGGCUAUGAUUCUGGUUUUCUGUACCACUGUGAAUUCCCCCCAGAUGACAAAAGCAGUGAUAACACAGUAAGGAAAGAUGAACCUUUUGAUUUCCGUCUUCUUGAGGAUACAGAGGAUAAUCCCAUCACAACUAUCACUUUCAGUAUUAACCGAGAAAUGAUGUUUUGUGGAAUGCAAAAUGGAGCGAUUCGAGUUUAUAUCCUAAGUAAGAAUGAUUCUUCGUUGACCAGCAUGGAGGACUACUGGCACUACAAUGUGCAUGACAAUAAUCAUGGACGUGUUAAUGCCAUCUCUACUAGCUUUGAUGACCGGUUCUUGGUGACUGCUGGAGCAGAUAGUAAUAUCUUUGUUUUCAACAUUUUUUCUGAGUUUGAGUUAAAGAAAGUUGUGAAAGCCAAAGUGCCAUCUCCCAGAUUUGGAAUAGAAACAGAGCCAAUUCCAGAAGAUAUUGAAGAUCCUAAAGCCUACAGUAUUGAGAAUGCCAGAAGAAAAAGAGAACAUGACAAGUUAAUGAAAAAAGUAGAAGAAAUCAAGGCUGGAAAGAGAGAACAGAUCAAAGCUUUAAGGAAUCAAUUACAGAAACUACUACAGAUGAAUGAAGAAUUACCCAAACAUAUGCAGUUUAAACGGACAGAUUUUGAUCUGGAUUCCAAAAUUCGUGCUGAGAUUGGCAAGAAAACAGCUAAUAAAAUUCAACGAGUGGAAAAGGAAUUGGCUUGGGAAAAGGAGAAACACCAGGUCAGCCUAAAGAAGCUACAGAAUAGAUUUCGUCAUUCAUUGGAAAAUGAUAUUAUUGUAGUUCAUGCCAUUCAGAGUGAUCACAAGAUAUCCACCUAUAGGCUUGUGAAACCCUCUAAAUACUCCAAAACCAAACGGGCAAGUCAAUCAGAGAGAAGACCAAGCAAAUUUGAGAGGUUUGAAAAAGAAGGAACUGGAAGAAAGGAUAGCCAGAGAGAUACAGGUGGAAGUAUUAGUGUGCCAGAAGAAUCAGUCAUAGAGAAAGGGAAGAAAUUUCGACCUAAAACCCUAAGUGAAAUUAUGGUGGAAAAUCAAAUUGAGAAAACAAGGAAACUUAUAUUAAAAGCUGAAAGGGCCCAAAUGAAGAUUCAGCAAAGAAAAAAAGAAUGGGAGGAACUGUACAAGAGUAAACCUGAUGAUGACUAUGAAGAUCCCAAAGAUGUUCAGGCCAUCAAAGAGGCCCAGCUAUUUAUGGGAGACUUCAAUUUGAAGACAGCCUCAGACUAUAAGAUACCUGAGCACAUGAGAAUAAAUGCUGCCAAGAAGGAGGAGGAACUGGGGUACCUAGACUCUAUGGCCUACUCAAAGAAAAUGCACAUGAACAAGAGCAUCAUCUCUCUUCGAGACCUUAAGGUGGCUGUCAUUGAGGAAAUACAGUGUCUGGUGCAAGAACUGAAGAACAUUCAGUCGACUCUUCCCAUAUUCAAGCACCUGCCCAUUCCCCAGGUCCCUCAGAUAUACCCGGAAGAAGUUCCAGAAAAGAGAUUUCAGUAUGAUGAUGAAACCCUCCUAGCUUUUAAGCAGCAACAGCUAGUGAAAAGUCAGGAUGGAAAGGCCCACCAGGUGGGACAGACAGCAUUUGCAGGCUCAGCUGGAGGCUUCCUCAGACUCUCUUCUGGAAAGGAGGGGGAUUUAACGACACGUGACUCGUUGUCUAGAGCAUCAAGAGCAUCCGCAUUCAGCCUGGACCUUCCAAAGUUCAUAGAAUUUGAAAAAGCAGAUCCAACUGACGUGGAGCUGGAGAUUAUGAAGAGGGAGGAGAUCAAACACGUGUACAUGCAACAGUAUUUGAUCAACCGGAUCAAAGAACUGAUUGUCACCUUUGAUGCAGAACUCCGUCUCCUGAGACAUCAGAAACUGAAGUUAGAUACUCAGAUGAAAUUAUCUGACCUGCACCAUGUCACAUUAUUUCAAGAAAUGCUUCUCCUGAAGAACUUUGAAAAACAGGAGAACAUACUGCAGGAGCGUGUUAAUUCAUUAGACAAAGAGGAACAGGACAUGCAAUGGAAAAUAAAUGAAACUCUUAAAGAAAUGGAAGAGAAAAAGAAUGAAGUAGCCAAGCUCCAGGACCAAGAAAAAGCACUCUAUGCUGGUUUCCAAACAGCACUUGGAGAAAACAAUAAAUUUGCUAAUUUCCUUAUGAAAGUACUAAAGAAGAGGAUUAAGCGGGUGAAGAAAAAAGAGGUCGAAGGAGAUGUCGAUGAAGAGGAGGAAAGUGAAGAAUCAAGUGAAGAAGAAUCCAGCUUGGAGAGUGAUGAGGAUGAGUCUGGAUCUGAAGAUGAGGUUUUUGAUGAUUCUAUCUGCCCAACAAAUUGUGAUAUAGGUCUCUUUGAAUUGGCCCUUCAACUUCGAGAGAAAAGGCUGGACAUUGAAGAGGCUUUAGUUGAAGAAAAAAAAAUGAUCGAUAACCUCAAAAAGGAAUAUGAUACAUUGUCCAAAAAAGUAAAAAUUGUGGCAACUAAUCUGAACGCAGCAGAGGAGGCGCUGGAGGCUUAUCAGCGUGAGAAGCAGCAGCGGCUGAAUGAACUGCUGGUUGUGAUCCCACUGAAGCUCCACCAGAUAGAGUAUGUGCUGUAUGGAGAAAUACCAAGUGAUCUUUCUGGAACUUUGGUCUUUUCCAACCACUCCUUGGGACGACUCCAAGAGCGAAUUGUCCAGCUCCAUGAGGAAAAUUCCAAGCAGCAAAAACUUAACAAAGAAUGCCGGGAGAGGCGUAAGCAGCUCAUCCGAGAAAAGAGAGAGAUGGCCAAAACAAUACAGAAAAUGGAAGAAACAGUCAGUCAACUAAUGAUUAGCAAGUUUGGCCGCGUGAUCAAUCUAGAAGCCCUUCAGACACUUUCUGUGAAUACAACGCUUGAAGAACUAAAGAUAAAAAAGCUUCGAAAGGAGCUAUCGAACGUAAAGGAAAUGAAAAUGUGGGAGGAAAAGAUUGCUCAGGUUCGAUGGGAAUUGAUGAUGAAGACGAAAGAACACACCAAAAAACUUCAUCAGAUGAAUGAUUUGUGUAUUGAAAAGCAGCGGCUUGAUUCAAGACUGAAUACUCUACAGAACCAGCAGGGCAACGCCUUCCAGGGCCCUCGGAAAGCAGAUAUUGAGGCAAGAGAAAGGGUCACUGAACUGAUACAAGUCCAAGCCGAAAGGAUUCAGGCCUUAAAGGAAGAGAUUGCUCUUUUGCGUAAGAAAGGUGGUCUCCUCCUGCCCCCGAUUCAUCACCCACAAGAGAAUGAAUGAAGUUCCAGGGCCUUUAAGUUUGCUUUCUCCUCAAAUCCAUCCAUGAUUCGACACACAAUUCUACAGUUCUGUUGUCUGCAAUAACCCUACUGUUUUAAAGUGAAUGUAUCUGAAAGUCUAAAACCAGAUCCAGUCAUGUAGUUUUAAUGAUUUACCCCCAGUUGGUUAUCUCAGAACUGACUGUAAUGCUCAAUAGCUACUUAUAUUGAACUGAACCAUUUUAGAUGCGCCUGGAACCAAUUGGAUCAAAUAUAAAGUUUCAGGAGGCGGUAUCUCAAACCAUCAGAAAGAAUCAGUAAUAUAUUCUGUUUUGUAAAAUUUGUUUUUUGGUUAUCUGAAUGUUUAGCCAUUGGCAAGAAAAUCUAUCAUUCAGCAAACCAUGAGAAAACCUUUUCUUGAUGGUUAAAUCCUUGGAAAAUAAACUUUGUUAUCAGGUAUUUUCUGAGAGGACACGAGAAAAAAACCAUUUUGCUAACAAACAGUAUCUGGGAAAAAGAAAUGCAACUUAGAAUUCUGACAUUGUUAACUUUGUAAGUCAGUUAUUUGAGGGCUCGGGAUUCAGGAAAUGGAUACAAAGAACAGAGCAGUUGGCCUUCGGCUGGCAUAAAGCAAGAAACAAUCAGCUUCCUGAAUCACCCAGAGUUUUAGCAAACUCCUCAGCUCUGGGUAGAGCAGAGAAGUGUGUUUUGCAAAAUGGUUAAGAAGGAGGCUCUUCUCUGAAGGUGUCUGCAACUCUACCAGCAUUUCCUACAGUUUCUCACAUCCUGUGCCUUUUUCCUUCUGGUUCUACUUGAGUCAUUUGCUGGCUUUGAUACAGAUAAGGAAAUAAUGAAAUAGAUUCCAUCACUGAGAGAUCAUCUCUAAUAAUAACUUCUGAUUGUACGUAACGUUUUGGGAGUAUCCGUUUGGUUUGGGGGUAAGUGGUCACUGGAAUUCAUCUAAGAAUGAUUUUACCAACAGUUGGACUCCUGUUAGUAAUAGGUCUAGUAACAGGUCCACUUUAAUGACAGCCUCUCGGAGGCUGUCCCAGAAUAUGAAUUGGUCAUUGAAAAGGAAAGGUAAAGAAGACAAUAUUGCACCAAUGCAGAAAGUGACUCAGCAAAGUCAAGUCUUCCUAACCUGUGGCUAGCCUGCUGCCAAAAUUAUCAUCAGGACUUGGGUUCCUUGUUGGAAUGUAUAUGUUAGAGGUGGCCUGCUGUGUCUGACAUCCUUUCAUAGCUUACCAUUUGUGCCUGUCAGCACAGAGCUCUGACACAGUUGCCUCUCCACUGGACAGCACCCUUUACCACCUUCUCUGUUCUUCGUCCUAAACUAUGUGUGCCCUUCAAGCAUUUAAGAAAAAUAUGUUAGUCUUAGCUCUGAGUGUUUUAAUUUUUAUGUAGGAAUAAAUAAGAAGGCUCAGGAAUCCGGGAGCCACUUAGCUGGGCCUUUCCAACCUGUGUCUCCCAUGAGGUUGCAGUCCAACUGUGCACUGGGGCUGUGUCCAUCUGAAGCUUGGCUGGAAAUGGAAGGGAUAACACCAGACCUACUCACUCAACUGGCUGGCCAGCCACCACCCUGAGCAGCUGCCUGGAUACAGUGAGUGGUCUUGGAGGGGACACUGUCCCUUGCUGUGGUGAGAACCAGGGUAAGGUCCACUAUUUUCCUGGGCCUCACUGUCAAAUAAAUGAGAGAUUAAGCUCUGAGGCUUCCUCUCAUUCUGAAAUCCUAAUUCAGAAUGAAUGAAUUCAGUCUAUAGAAGAGCCAUGUCAAGGAUUCAUGUGUAUAUCAACUUAGGAGUAAAACCAGUCAAGAUUAUUACGUUUUGUCCAAUUGAACCAGACAAAAAUCACUGAAGUUUACAAAUAUUAAGCUUUCAUACAGUAUGUUUGGAAUUUGACAAUACAGUUAAUUCAUUCUUACUUUGAAUUAGACAAGGAAUAGAGGUAGCUUUAGUUUAAUUUCAUUGAUCCCAGGCUUAGUCUUGCAUCUGUAACUAAGUAUGAGCAUCUGAAUCUUUGGGAGGUUUAAUAUCAAACAGGAGAGCCCUGACUAGGGAUAGAUGGAAAGCUGUCCUUGUUUCCUGAGCAAACUGUUCUCUGCCUCUUGCUGUGCCCUUAGAGAAGGCAGCCACCUUUGAGAGAGGCCAAAAUCAGUCUAAGUUGAAUUAUUUGUGGGUCAGUUGUUAUCAUUAAAUAUCAACAUUGAAAGAAAAAGAAACUGUAGAGUCCUCUGUCAGAACUUCAUAGGAAAAUGAGUUACUCGUGUUGCCAAGGCAACCUAUUCUGUUGCACAGCUUAGGUCUCCUAGCCAAGAGCUGAACUCUGCACCCUCACUAGCUGCCACACACCUAAGUCUUACUCUUCCUUUUGCUUGUUGACUGAAUCAGACUUUUAAAAGACACUACGGUAAUUAACCUGAAUCUAAAGAAAUGCAAAAUGCAAUGAAACAGAAAUAUAAGUUGUUUUUUCUAGGUUAAAAUUUAAAGGCCUGGUACCCUAACCUUUUCCUGCAGUUGGCUAAAUAUGUACAUUUAUCUUGUUUAACCUGCCUUAGAAGUGCCUUUUCUUUCCCAGGACAUUUUUGAGGAGCUAAAAGCAUUCAGUGUUGUUAUUUAAAACUACUUUCUGCACAGCACUGGAGCAUACCACUUCCAUCCAUAGCAUUCACCAGAACUUACAUUGACAACCACUGGGGUCAGUAAGCAUAAAAAACAAAAAAACAAAAAAAACGAAGAUUUAAAAAAGCCAGUGGGCUAGAUGAGUUACAGCCCAGAUCUGAGAGGUGAGACUUGUCCCCCUCCCUCCUCUAAGCCCUCCAUGCCAGAUUUUAUCGGAAGUCACAAUUCUGCCUGAAAUCUGAAUCUUCCCUGCUUCUUCAGUCUUGUCUGAAGUCUUCUCUCCCCUGCUCUGUGUCUCCUUUCCUAUAAUUUCCAUAUUCCUUACAGUCCUUCAUUUCAUUUCUUAAAAUAUUUUAAAUAUACUGCUUUUCUAAAAACCAUGUUCCAAUUUAGCUGCUGGAUGGAGAAAGGCUGCAAGAACUUCUCGCCAGCAGAGGGUGCACUUGUCCAGAACCAUCAAAGUCACUCCUGGGGCUUUCCUAGGACUUUGUUUAUCCAAUUCGUGACUAGAGUGUGAAGCUAGGGUCUGCCAUUGAUGACUCUUAACAGGAUUAAGUGUCUCAAGUGGCAGUUCAUCUGUAACUCAAUUCUUCUGAAAUCUAGAAGAUACAUUUCCCUCCUGAACACAGUUAAAAGUGUGUUAGGGCUCUCAGCAAAAAGCUUUGGUCUCCAUUUUACCACUUGUACAUAAAAAGGUUGAUCCUGCGGCUGGAGGGCAGUGAGUAAACGUUUAUUUUAAACAACUAGUGAGUCAAGUCCUCUGGCUACAUUGCUGUGUCUUUGGGAAAAAGGGAAGUGAAUUUUACCAGGCACCGUAUAUUCAGGUGUAGCACAGCACUUCACUAAAUGGUAUUUUAGAGAAAAUACUUAGUCAGCACACACCUGCAUAGAAAAGACGAAUCUCAUUCCUUCGAGCUGCCCAGAGCUUUACCUUAAGUCCAGAGAACGGUGACUCUGCUUCUCCUCGCCCAGUGUACCCCGUCUCCCUCUUGGACAGUUACUAUGCAUCUGCUUUGAUGAAAACACAACUGACAUUCAACAUUUAAAAGGACAAAAUCCGAAACCUUUGCCGCCUUUUCCAGAUCUCUCCCUG
Capra hircus (goat) is the source of this 9441-nucleotide messenger RNA. It is a transcript of the gene CFAP44, whose product is annotated as cilia and flagella associated protein 44. Lineage: Eukaryota; Metazoa; Chordata; Mammalia; Artiodactyla; Bovidae. The transcript has 35 exons. Gene Ontology annotation, molecular function: protein binding. The record is from RefSeq and is a predicted model, not a curated record. Bases 218 to 5749 code for a protein of 1843 amino acids.